GGUAUGUUCGACCGCCUUGGAGCGAUUGGACUGAUUCAGUCCGACUUGAAUGUGACAUGGCGUCUGUGAAGAAAGUUCCCUGUUGAUUAAGCUUUGUUAAUGUUUAUUUUAUGACGUUGAUUAACAAAAAGGCUUUUAUAUAGGCCAAUAUAUAUCCCAGAGACUUGCAUUGAUGGUAAUGCAUGCAAGGAAACCGCAGCGCAUUAGCGAUGGGUACGAAUUCGUUGUGUUUUGACACAACCUCACAUCGCCAUACUUUUGAUAUGUACAAUUAUAGGUACUUCGAGAAGCAUCAGGCCCAUCCCUAUCAGCAGAAUUCAAAAUAUGGCAAGAGUGGCCGAGGUGAAUACAGUGACAGAUACAUGCGAGAGUCUCCCAAUGGUAAUUCAUACAGAUCUGAUUCACCAGAAUGUGACUCUCCAAGAGAUCGUGAGAGAGACAAAGAUCGUGGCUACAAAUCUACAUACUUGCAGAAAAUCAGAGAAAAGGAGAGAGAUCGAGACUUCAAACGUGAAAAAUAUCCAGAAUGUGCACGUUCUCCCAAGGAAAAAAGACGAGAGCGCUGUAUGGAUUUGGAACACAGGACUAACCAUGAUCGAGGGGAUUGUAUGAGCUCAGUAGACAAAAUAUCUAAAUGUUCCGGCCGCAAUUCUGGUAAAGGUUCCAGUAAUGCAGGUUGUUUAGGAGAUAAGGGUAUGCAGCGCAAUAGCAGCGGGAAUUCGAGCGGAACACAAAAUAAUCAGCCUCCUCUGGAUGACCGAGAGAGAGUUAUUAGGGUUGGCGACUGGUCUGAGCACCUCAGUUCAUCUGGUAAAAAGUAUUACUAUAAUUGUAAAACAGAAGUAUCCCAAUGGGAGAAGCCGCGCGAAUGGAUAGAGCGCCCUUGUGAGCGAGAUCGCGAUAGAGAGCGAGAGCGGGAAAGAGAACGGGAUCGCGAUAGAGAAAGAGAACGCGAAAGGGAAAGAGAGCGGGAGCGAGAAAGAGAAAGGGACCGAGAGCGGGAGCGAGAGAGGGAAAGGGAUAGAGAUAGAGACAGAGAUAGGUCAGAAAGGAAUGAGCGCGAUAGGGAAAGGGACAGAGAAAGGGAUAGGGAAAGGGAGAGAGAUAGAGAUAGAGGUCCAAGCUUAGGAGGAGGUGUACCAGGAGGUAGUCAAAGAACUAACAGCACCAGCAAGGACCAUCGAGAUGAUCGUGAGGCAAGGUACAGCAAUGCAGGCAGUAUCCGGAACGCUCAUGACAAACAUUCCAGCGCGCGUUUACGUGAAUGUAUUAGUCGCGGCGAAGCAGGCCUGGUUAGCAGGUCCCGAGGCAGUUGGUGCUCUACAGAUGUACCAGAUUCUCGAAGAAAAACUGAAGGCGAUAAUACACAAGAUAUGGACAUUUCACCAGGUGACAGCACGCCUACAUCUGAAGCUUCCUAUGGCCAUUUAGGGACUCCUUCAAACAGGCAUUGUGGAAAUCCAGCAAAUGAUGGAACAAGCCAGCCAGGUAAUAUGAUAACUACAGUACUACCGAGAUUAUCUUCACAUCCCGCGACGCCUUGUACAACGAGCACGGUGCAAAGAUCAUUUAGUAAAACCUCACAAUCACCAAAUUCAAGCAGUAUGGGACCCACCAUGAUGGCUGGAUCUAAUGCAAGCAAUCAAAUGAAUAGCGUGCCAGGGCCACCGAAUAAAUUGCCACCACAAAUUAAUGCUUCUAGCAAGAGUACUGAUCAGCCCGAGAUGAACUCACAAAAAAUGCUGCAGGGCAUGCAGAAUAAUUUAUCGCAGUCUGCAUGUACAAGUUUGAAAAUUGACACAAAUGUUGGAGUGAUUGGAGAUGGUCCCCCUACGCCGACGCAUUCAGAAAAUCCAGAUGCAUUAGAUAGAAUAAAAACAGAAAUCCCCAGCGUAAAUAGCGUUCCCAAUUUAAGUUCUCUGCAGGGAUUAUCACAAAGUUCUGCGGUCGGAAUGGGUAGUGCAUUAGCUGCUCUACGACCUCAAGGACCAAAUCUGACUCCCGGUUUAGCCAAUCACUGUCGGCAAGAUUUAUUAGGGCAUGUUCAAGGCUGGCCUGCUGACGUAUUAGAAAAACAGGCUAAUAAAUUCACAGAAGAGUCGCUGACUAUGGGUAAUAUCCAAUGCACAAGGGUAUCUGCUGAUCUUAAAAUAGCUAGAAGUAUAGUUAGACUUACAGAAAUUCAAGCCACUUUACAAGAUCAAAGAUUGAUGUAUUUGAGGCAACAAAUUCAAAGACUCGAGGACCUAAAGUCGCAGAACUCUUUCUCCAAAAUGUCUGAAGACUUGUAGUGAUUGUGCACAGAUGUUUUAAUUUUUCUAUUAAGGUUAUAUAAAUAAAAGUAAAAAUAUUAGGAUAAAUAAAUGAAAAAAAAUAAAUAAAAUUGACAAAAAAAUAUAUACAAAACAUAAAUAAUUUUAUUGUUCUUAUGGACUAUCAUCAAUUAUUAGCUAAACUUAAAACCCAAACGGAGAUAAUGGUGUGCAUCAUUUCCCACUUUUUAAUAUAGUUAGAUCUAAAACAAAAAGUGAUGUGUUUGUUUCUGGUGUUCCUUUUAAUUUGGACAGCGUUUAGAGAUGUAAAAUCGAUGGUGGAAGUGUAAUAUGUGAAUGUUUUUUUAUUGGAAGUUGUCUAAAAAAAUAAUAAUAAUAAAAUAAUGUUCAGUUAAUAUUUGAUUUGUCCAAAACACUUUCUGUUUUUAUCAACAUCUUUGAUAGAUUGAUAAUUAACUGUGAUGAUUUUAUCGUUUUACAACUUUUUCACAUAUGCGUUGUAUUUAUUUUAAUAUUAUGAUAUAUAAAUGUUUUAC
Ctenocephalides felis (cat flea) is the source of this 2809-nucleotide messenger RNA. RefSeq names its product WW domain-containing adapter protein with coiled-coil homolog. Lineage: Eukaryota; Metazoa; Arthropoda; Insecta; Siphonaptera; Pulicidae. Gene Ontology annotation, biological process: regulation of autophagy; positive regulation of TORC1 signaling. The transcript is spliced from 13 exons. The record is from RefSeq and is a predicted model, not a curated record. Bases 183 to 2291 code for a protein of 702 amino acids. Gene Ontology annotation, molecular function: RNA polymerase II complex binding; chromatin binding. Gene Ontology annotation, cellular component: nucleus.